This is a messenger RNA of Rattus norvegicus (Norway rat), 2766 nucleotides long. RefSeq lists its product as uncharacterized. The record is from RefSeq and is a predicted model, not a curated record. Lineage: Eukaryota; Metazoa; Chordata; Mammalia; Rodentia; Muridae.
ACCCUUGGUGGGACUGUAAUCUCGAAAAUAGAAGGUUCGGUAAUCCAAAAGAUUGGACUCCAGUUUACCUCAGGCCAGGAAAGAAGUCAGCCACCAUUAGUAAAAGAGCAAGGGAAAAAUUACAUAGGAAAAAGAAGUGGCUUAAUCAGUAGAAAAGAUCCUCAACUUCUAAGGCCUGCACAUCUGCACCCCUCUCUUCUGAGCUUUGUAUAGUGAUGUUGUAUAACUCCAGAUGGUAGUAAAAGGCAGAGUUCUUCCCAGCAAGGUCAGACAUGAUUUUCACUCUUACAUCUCUGAGGUGGGCUGGCAUUAUAGCACACAUUCAUGUUGAAUUAUUAUAACACCUGUGAUAAGAAGACAGAAUCCAUAUAUCACAAUGCCAAAUAGACUCCCUCCUGAACGUAUGGACCCAUUAAAAUUGAGGUUCAACCUGAACUCAGACCAUUCCACUCCCUUCUCGUCCUCCGGAUUCUUAUGUUUGCUACAAGUAAAAGAUCAUGUUGUAGUCCCCAAUAUUCUCGUGCCUAGACUUGUCUAUUCACGGAGAAGGAUAUUGGAGAAGUGAUGGUUAUGUAGUUACAAUGUAGUAACACAAGGUCCAGGUUGACAUUUGCUCACUGAUGUCCAAUUUAAUUGUCUUGUUAUAUUUGAGAAAGGGAGGAUGUCCUACAUAAUAUAUAAAACAGACAGAAAUUUAUUGUUUUAUAUAUGCCCUGUAGUUGAUCCCUAUGUUCCCAAGGAAAAGGAGUUUUUAUUGCAAAAAAAUAGGAUUAUAGACCAUUGAUUUUGUAACAUACAUGGAUAUGUAAAUGGAAACAAUGUCGGCUUUCAAGGACUGCACAGUAAGCAAAUAUUUCCAGGUUUUAUACACUCAGAGGUAUAGAAGAAAUAUAUUGGCCUCCAGAAAAAAGGAAAAGCUUAGGAAUGGAAAUGUGUGUCACAUGCAUUGUCUCAAGUAGUUGAUUUACUUUUAAGAAAACUCUCCCUCCUCCUUGGUCCCUAGAGAUUUGGGUGCUAAGAAAAAUCUGUUCUCCAAUUCAGGGUUGUAAGAAACCCUCUGCAGCAAAAGCAAUGUUGACUUCUAAUGAAGCAGAGAGACAUAUCUAGCUUUGAAAUAGAGGUUGCCAAAUGGUAUUCCCUGUGACACAUGGGAGACUGGAGGAAAGGGUCCCCACAGAAAUUCAUCAGUGUGGGGAGAGCUGGUUAGUAGGUAGGCCAUAGAAUUUUCCAGUGACAUCACCAGUAAGCCGUUCACUGGACACUCUAUUGUAUCUAAGAGAUCCCUAGAAUCUUCUGUGAUGUCACCAGUGUUGUGGUGACACCAACUGCCUUUGGGAUAUUACUUCAGUUCCCUUUGCGUUCACAAGCAGGCAUGUUUCGCCAGCUGCUCAGGCUAUUUCGGAAGAAAAGUGUUGAUCAAGGAGAGACCGCACCAGGUCAGAGGGAAGCUGACCCCCUCUCUAGUGAAACAGGAAGGAGGAAAUCAUUCUGGGGAAGGCUUGGUUUUGGUAGGAAGGCAUCAUCCCAAAAUGUCAUCAGUAAGCAAGAGGAGUGUCUAAAGGAACUGGAGGAACUCAAAUUUGAAAUCCAGAAGUGUCAAUUCGAGAGGGAUGAACUUUAUCAAAUCCUGGAUCUUUAUAUCUAUGAUGAGUGGGACCACAGGCUGCAUGUCGAAUUGCCAGUCCUUCAAUCUGAACAUGAGAUGAGAAUGAUGGCUAUGCAAAUGAUGACCAACUCAAUAAGUGAUGCCAUGGAGAGGUACAAGGAGCUCAUACAAGUGAACAGUUCCUACCGCAUCAGGCACUCCCAGCUCCUGUGUGAACAAGCUCAAUUGAAGAACAAUAUACAGAUUUUGCUGAAUGAGAAGAGAGAACUGCUGGUGGAGCAGGCUGAACUGCCAGCAUCCUCUGUGGAGACAAAGAGGCUCUGUGAAGAGGCCGGAAUGAACAUCUGUGCCCCCAGUGCCACGCAACAGCAGGUCUGAAAUUCUCCAGCAGAAACUCGAACAUGACACAGUCCAGGACAAGAUCUCCCUUGGAGAGAAGAACUACAGGAGGAGAACUAAGUGUGCAGAGCAAAUACACCACUAUAACAUCUCAUCUGUAAUGGCCAUAGCAAUUGUGGACUGCAUUUUCCUCCUUUAGUUUGAUUUCUUUGGAUUGAAUACGUUGUAUUUUCACCUUGCCACUCUCCAGCAAGUGUGCACUUUCUGAGGGACUCAGAGAAGUGCUGAUGCACAUCAAUCAAGAGCUGCUGUUCAUCCAGAAAGACCGUGCACGUGUAAAUUUGUACUUGUCCUGAUGGGUCACCCAGAAUAGUUUCAUGGAGAUCAGUUCACAAUAUUGGAAAGACUUUGUGACAAAGUGUGUAAUAUCAUUUACACUCAGUGUUGGAUGGCUUUUUCCUUAAUACCCCCACUCCAACAAAACAGACCUACUUCCACUCCUCUUGAAAAGAUUAUUACCAUCACUAACUGCUUGUCUACUAUGUCUCCAAGGCAAGCCACAGGCUAUAAGUCUAUUCUGCAAAAGGAGCAGCAAAAAAUGCUUAGUGCAAUUCCUCUAUUUAAAGUUUGGUUAAUUUUUAAUUGUUUUGGUUAUUUGGUUUUCCUUCUAUUCAUUUGAAGAUUUGUUAGUUAUCUAUUGUUGUUUUGUUCAUUUGCUUUUCUAUUUUGAUAAGGAUAUAGACUGUAUAUAUUGACUACCUGCAUCUGGUUACUAUCCAGUAAAUUGGAUGUAUUCUGGUGAAUAAAGGGGUAAUCUCAAA